AUGUUCAGUCAGUUUCUGGUGAAGCUACCUCAACAAACCUCCACCACUUCUCAUCUCCACCUUCUCUCCCCACCCAAAUUCCGAUCUCGGCUUCCACAUCAGUCGCUCACAACAGUUCCCCAACCGCCAGCGCCACCGUCGCCGGAAGACGCCGCCGUAGCAAAACUCGCCCUCGAAUCAGACCCCGGAACCCUCGCCGAAGCCCUAGAAAAUUCCCCAUUCCGAUGGACCCCAGAGCUCGUCGACGAGGUCCUGAAGCGCCUAUGGAACCACGGCCCCAAAGCCCUCCAAUUCUUCAAGCACCUCGACCGCCACCCCACCUACAUCCACUCCCCGUCGGGCUUCGAACACGCCAUCGACAUCGCUGCCCGCAUGCGCGACUACACCACCGCCUGGACCCUCGUCAGCCGCAUGCGCUCCCUCCGUCGCGGCCCUACCCCGCGAGCAUUCGCCAUCCUCGCCGAGAGGUACGCCGCCGCCGGGAAACCCCACCGUGCCGUGAGGGUUUUCAUUUCAAUGCACGAGCACGGUUGCCGCCAGGAUCUGAACUCGUUUAACACCAUCCUUGACGUUCUCUGUAAGACGAAACGUGUGGAAAUGGCUCAUAGCUUGUUCAAAACGUUUAGGGGUAGGUUUAGGUGUGAUAGUGUGAGUUAUAAUAUCAUUGCUAAUGGUUGGUGCUUGAUUAAGCGAACGCCGAUGGCUUUGCAAGUGUUGAAGGAGAUGGCGGAGAGGGGGAUUUCGCCGACGAUGGUUACUUAUAACACGCUGCUGAAAGGGUAUUUUCGGUGUCAUCAGCUCAGGGAAGCUUGGGAGUUCUUUUUGGAAAUGAAGAAGAGGAAGUGUGAGAUUGAUGUUGUUACUUACACUACCAUGGUUCACGGGUUUGGUGUUGCGGGGGAGGUUAAGAAAUCGAAGAGGGUUUUUGAUGAGAUGGUUAGAGCGGGUUUGGUUCCUUCGGUUGCUACUUACAAUGCUUUGAUUCAGGUUUUGUGCAAGAAGGACUGUGUUCAGAAUGCGUUGUUGGUUUUCGAAGAGAUGGUGGGGAAGGGGUGUGUGCCUAAUUUGAAUACCUACAAUGUUGUUAUCAGAGGUUUGUGUCAUUCUGGUGACAUGGAGAGGGCAGUGGAGUAUAUGGGGAGGAUGGAGAAACAUGGUAUCAGGCCUAGUGUUCAGACUUACAAUGUGGUGAUUCGUUAUUUUUGUGAUGCUGGGGAGAUUGAGAAGGGUUUGAGCAUGUUUGAGAAGAUGGGGGAUGGUUCGUGUUCGUGCUUGCCCAAUUUGGACACGUACAAUGUUCUGAUCAGUGCAAUGUUUGUAAGGAAGAAAUCAGAAGAUUUGGUGGUGGCUGGGAAGUUGUUGAUUGAGAUGGUGGAUAGAGGGUUCCUACCGAGGAAAUUCACUUUUAAUCGGGUGUUGAAUGGGCUUGCUCUGACUGGCAAUCAAGAGUUUGCAAAGGAGAUAUUAAGAAUGCAGAGCAGGUGCGGCCGUGCUCUUCGACAUUUGAAAUUGUGAAAACAGCUUUUAGUCUUGCUGGAUUUCGUUCAUGACACAUGUGUUUCUGUGAGCUUCCCCUGCAUUACCGAGAAUUAUGAACUGGUUUUAGGCUCUGCUAGAGAAUGGAAAUCGUGUUUUGUUACUAGAAAAAUGAAAAUUUGAGAACUUUUGAGUGACAAAAGUUGCAGGGUAUUUCAAGAAAGAAGUAUGGAUCAACUUCUGUUUCAUCAAAACCAAUUUGGCACUCAGAAGCUACUCGUGGAAGUUUAUUCUUAAAAUUGAUUUGGAUUCAAAAUUGCUGCCUAUAUGUUAGAGAUGAACCUAGAAGUCAAUUUUUUGGCACAUAUGGCUUGACAUAUGGUCAUGCAGGAUGCAGCUAAAUAACCUAGAGUUGAGAACUCCCUGAUUCAUUGCUGUUAAAUGAUAAAGUGCCGUGGUUUGUGCAAGCUCUAAGAGUUUAACUUAGUUGAAGCUUCAAUCAUCUUACUUUCUACUUAUUUUUGGCACUCCAAGCCAGUUCUUCUGAUUGUUUUCAAAUUCUUCUGAAUGACUUCCUUUUUCAAGACAAGUGCGUGUUUGAAUAUUAGCUGAGUGUAACGUGAACAAACUUUCAUUACAAUUUAUAAAUAUGUUCACUUAUUUA
This is a messenger RNA of Lotus japonicus, 2140 nucleotides long. Its product is annotated as pentatricopeptide repeat-containing protein At1g74900, mitochondrial. The transcript has a single exon. The record is from RefSeq and is a predicted model, not a curated record. Gene Ontology annotation, molecular function: protein binding. The coding region runs from base 1 to 1515 and encodes 504 amino acids. Lineage: Eukaryota; Viridiplantae; Streptophyta; Magnoliopsida; Fabales; Fabaceae.